AUGUUGCGUUGUAAAAUUUGCGCUUUUGAAGCCCCAAAGGUAAUUGCAAAGCAAAAGCAGCGGGUAGAAGAGAUUUUGAGGAAGCAUAUACGCUUGCAGCAUAGUGAUAUAUUCCCAGCUACUAACUCCUUUGCUCAGGGAAAAUUCUUCGUCGAAAAUAUCAUCUACGACGGCAACGAAUCGGCGAUAAGUCAAGUUCAGAAGUCAGCUCCAACGGAAGAGGUCCCGAAAAACGUUCAAUUUGCGAAGCCUUCUGGUCUGCGAAAAUCAACGAGAACCGUCAGCACAGGAGAUGAGCCGAUGACAAAAGACCUCGGCGCAAGAAAGAAGACGGUCGAUAAAGACACCAUGAUUCAAUGCAAAAUUUGCACCUUCGUUGCACCCAUAGUGACUGGAAGAGGACAAAGACCGGAAAUAUAUGAAGCCAAUGUUAGACGCCACAUACGGGAGGUGCACGCUAAACUGCUCCCAAGAAGCAACAAAGAUAUUGGAAUAUUUUUAAGCAAGAAUAUCCGCUACUUACGAGGAGACGGGGCAGCCCACGCAGCUCCAGCGAUAUUGAGCCAGAUAAAGAAAGAGCCCGAAAUUACUAUCGAGGAGCUAUCGCCUGAAGAGUCUUAUCCUGAAGAGUUUUCAGAAGAAGAAGAGGACGAAGAUGCUGAGCGAAGAAUGAGCGCGAUGGAUACUGAAAACUGGGAAGAGAAUAAAGAGAACAUGAGCGAAGAGUCAAGAGCGAGAGAGAAUCAUUGCGAAGAAACUGAAAGAACGAACGAAGGCAGUGCCAAAGAGCAACAGAAAGAAAAAGAGCAAGCAGCGGAGAAUAAAGAAGAGGAAAGUGAAGAAGAGCGCUUGCGUGAAAUGUCCCGACAGGUGGACAUUUUCAGUGGCUACAUGAUCCAGUUGCCGCAGGAACGAGUCGGAAAUGAAAAAAUAGACAAAAAGCACCUUGGCAAAUAUGGCGAUUACUCGCGUCUGAUUCCUCUGGAGAAUCAACAAGGAACAUUUGAAGAAUGUCCACGAGAGAUGUUCGUUCUUCCCGAUAGCAGCAGAAAAUGGAAACCCGUCAAUCUCUGCGAUGAGGAGAUCGGCGAGACAAAGUGUUUCCGCUACCUGACGCCUCAUGGCAACAUCUCCGAUCCUUACUAUGGCCGUCUUGUCUACCUGCACGACACUCCCUUCACCAAGCGCACGGUUCGCGACGCGGAGGUGCCAGACAACGAGCUCUUCUGGUACCUUUUUGCUACAAACAUGAUCCAAACAUGUCAAAAGAAGAGUACAUAA
Molecule: messenger RNA, 1281 nt
Organism: Oikopleura dioica
Lineage: Eukaryota; Metazoa; Chordata; Appendicularia; Copelata; Oikopleuridae
Source: the annotation of a GenBank genome assembly